Messenger RNA from Kwoniella shivajii, 2232 nucleotides. RefSeq lists its product as uncharacterized. The record is from RefSeq and is a predicted model, not a curated record. Gene Ontology annotation, biological process: regulation of DNA-templated transcription. Lineage: Eukaryota; Fungi; Basidiomycota; Tremellomycetes; Tremellales; Cryptococcaceae. The transcript is spliced from 6 exons. Gene Ontology annotation, molecular function: DNA-binding transcription factor activity, RNA polymerase II-specific; zinc ion binding. Bases 1 to 2232 code for a protein of 743 amino acids.
AUGGCAGGUCCAUCUUCUCAGCCUUUCAAUUUGGAAAGUUUAUUCGGCCCAACACCUACACCCAUAGUCUUGGAUGAUGGUGAUAAUGUGGAUACUCCAGGUGGCCACAAUCAAUUGAAAAGAGGGAAAACAGGUUGUAUAACUUGUAGAUUAAGGAAAAAACGUUGUGAUGAAGCAAAACCUAUUUGUGCUACUUGUUCAAGACUUGGAAUAGAAUGUAUGGGAUAUGGAGCCAAAAGACCUAAAUGGUUAAAGGAAAAAGACAAUGCCAAAAAAGCAAAACAAAACAUUAAACAAACAGUACUUUCGAAAAGGUCCAAUAAGGGUAGACAAGCAAGUUCUACCGAUAGCGAUAGGAGAGAUCAGAGUGUAGCACCGUCGAUAAUGAUUGACGAUACUGCAGCAUCUAAUGAUCCAUCGCAGGAUGACCAAGAUCGAACAAUGGUAUUAGAUACGCAAAUGGAGAUGACGGAUAAUCAGAAUUUCUGGAAUUUAGCUUCAUCUUCAAGUAAUACAGCUCUUGGAUGGAACAUAUCACCUACAACAACGAAUACCACCGGAACUGGUGGAGAAAUGACCGAACAAACUUUUCAGACAAAUUCUACAGCACUCUCUAACGGUUAUGCGGAUCCAUCUUAUUCUGGAAUGAUAACGGAUCCAAGUGUUUUCCCUCCAAUAAUGGAAACGAACGGACCAGUAGAUUUAGGCGCAUUGAUACCUAGUAUUCCUUCAAUGAAUGAUAUGAGUAUGGAUGCUCUUUGGGGUAUACUUUUCGGUCCACAGCCACCACCCGAAAUGAACAAUACUACUGAAAAUACUACCAAUCCAAUAACUCAUGAUACACCUUUGUUCACUCUUCCAUCUCCUUCACCAGGUCUGUCGCCCGACACAACGCCCAACAUCGUUUACCUUCAUCAUUACCUCAAUGUCGUUCUUCCGAUACAAUAUAGAAUAAUGGGUAUCUCGAUCUCGAUGGGUGAUUUCGUUGCUCCCUUAGCACUUCAACGAACAGAGGUUCUCACAAGUGUUUCGUCGCUUGCCGCUUUACACAUGGUCGCACAGAGAACCAAGAGGAGACCGCGCAACAUGUCGCCCAUCAUGCCCCGAAUAUCAUUAUUCAAUGAGUAUGAAGGUUCCGCAACAUUGACAAACAUCGAUGAUGACGAAGACGCGGAUGCAAAAGUAGCUGCUGCUUCUCAUCAUAAGACGAUGGAGCGACUCCGUUUCAUUUCGCCUCAAGAUCUAACGGCGGAAGAAAUAAUCGUUUCUGUGCUGUUUGCGGUUUCUUAUCAUCUUUUCUGCGGUGGGACAUCCAAGCAUUUGAAAGAACUGUUAGCGAUUCUGCAGAGAUGUCUGAGUGCGGCUUUGUAUUCGUCGCCAGAAUUACAAGGGGAUGCGUCAAAAGCCAAAAAGAUGAAUGGUCCUAGUCCCUGGUCAAGAUACCGGCUACUCAUCGAGCAUAUGAUUUGGUCCGACAUCAUCAAUUCAGUGACACAAAACAAAGCUUCUAGUCUCUUGCCAAUGUAUCGAAGAUUGCUUGACCACUUGCCAUCGGGCAAUCCAGCGCCUCCGAAUAGACCUACGUUAUUGAUGGACAGAUUGAUGGGCUGUGACAGUACUACGCUUCUUGCAAUGUGCGAGACAAUCGCUUUAUCAGAAUGGAAAGAUCGGGCGGAAGCAGCAGGGUGUCUUUCAUACAAGGAAUUGCUUGAUCGAGCAGCUACCGUAGAGAAGAUACUAGACGAAAGAGCUUGGAGGGAAUCUCAUCUCGAUCAACCGUCAACGGAAGAAGAAGAACCAACAGCUGAUUCAGCUAGUGUUUUACGAAGAGUUAUGAGUGAUGUCUUCCAUGGUUCUGCAAAAGUCCUCUUGGCGGUGACACUCAAUGGACCAUUCCCAAGGGUACCUGAAAUAGCAGCUGCUGUAGCAGAUACGAUGGAAGCUCUAAAUCGUUUAGACAUACAACAUCCGAAUGUCCAGAUUCAUCGAGCUGUUGUUCUACCAAUUACACUCGCAGGAUGUCAUUGUGAAACUUUAGCUCAACAAGCAUACUUUAGACAAUGCUUUGAAUGCUUAGGUCCAGAAGCUAAAGCGUUCGGAAACACUGGACCUGCACUAGAAUUGAUGGAAGAGGUAUGGAGGAAACGUGCACUCGCUGGACCAAAUGUAAAAGUUGAUUGGAGACAGACAAUGUAUGAUUUAGGAUGGGAAGCUGGUAUUUUGUUAAUAUAG